This is a messenger RNA of Vicia villosa (hairy vetch), 984 nucleotides long. RefSeq lists its product as uncharacterized. The coding region runs from base 165 to 914 and encodes 249 amino acids. The record is from RefSeq and is a predicted model, not a curated record. NCBI's taxonomy places the organism in Eukaryota, Viridiplantae, Streptophyta, Magnoliopsida, Fabales, Fabaceae. The transcript has a single exon.
UAACCCACGUUUGAAUGGAAUAGCCUCCUCAACUCACAUAUAUAAAUACCAAAUAACCUUCUUCAUUUACCUCCUCACCAAUCUUCAACUCCAACCACCUUCUCAACAAACCUAACAAAAAAAACCAUAGCAAUUUCAAUUCAGUUACAGCAAAAAUAAUCACAAUGCAAACCGUUUCAGGUUCAUCUCUCAGUGAGGUUUCUGGAAAGUUCGAAAACGAUUUCUUCGCCAAGCUGAAAAUCGAAGACGAUAAAACCGAAAACGAAGUUAAGCGAGAAAAAGAUGAGGUAGAAGAAGAUGACGAUGAUGAUGAAGAGUUUACUUUCGUUUUCGCAGAUCCUAACGGCUCGCCGAUUUCCGCUGAUGAUGUGUUUGAGAAAGGUCAGAUUCGUCCUAUUUUUCCUAUUUUCGGUCAGGAUCUUCAUUUCACCGACGAUUCCGAUAACGAAUCUGGAAGCCGUUCGCCGGUGAAGAAGAUUUUCGUUGAAUCUCCAUCUUCUUCCGGGAAAGCAACAUCGUCGACUUCCGCGGCGGUGGAAGAAGGGACGUACUGCGAGUGGAAUCCAAAAGUAGCGAAGAAGAGUAACUCGACGGGAUCAUCAAAGUUAUGGAAGUUACGCGAUCCGAAGCUUAGAAGUAACAGUGACGGUAAAGAUGCUUUUGUGUUUUUGAAUCCGGCGAAGGUGGAGAAAGCGAGUUCCGGUGAGACGAAAAACGUGGUGGUAAGGAAGGUGAAAGUGGCGUCGGCGAAGGGGAAACCGGCACCGUCGGCGCAUGAGAAACAUUAUAUGAUGAGUAAAGCGAGGAAGGAAAGUGAUAAACGCAAGUCUUACUUGCCGUAUAGGCAAGAGUUGUUUGGGUUCUUUUCGAGUACUAAUGGAUUGGGAUUGAGUAGGAAUGUUCAUCCUUAUUGAGGAUUUUUUUUGCUAUGACUAGUUCAUGUAAUUAGAUUCAUGUUCUUUUAUUAUUAAUUUAGUUUUUUUU